This is a messenger RNA of Chanos chanos (milkfish), 1611 nucleotides long. RefSeq names its product L-threonine ammonia-lyase. Gene Ontology annotation, biological process: L-serine catabolic process; L-threonine catabolic process. Bases 1 to 1611 code for a protein of 536 amino acids. Gene Ontology annotation, molecular function: L-serine ammonia-lyase activity; threonine deaminase activity. NCBI's taxonomy places the organism in Eukaryota, Metazoa, Chordata, Actinopteri, Gonorynchiformes, Chanidae. The record is from RefSeq and is a predicted model, not a curated record. The transcript has 11 exons.
AUGAAUUUUGCUGCCCAACUUAUUUAUGCCAAUUUCUUCAGUGAUGGCCCGCCUCAGGGGAAAGGAUUCAGCGAUACCGAAGAGUAUGAUCCUUUUUGGCAGAGUGAGGAAGAGCGCAUCGGAUCAUCCAAACAAGGCUGCCCCUCGAAAAGUGGGACGUGUCAAAAGGAUGGUACUGUCAGCAAUGGCAACGUGGGCCGCAGACCCACUCUCAUCUGCCCAGAACGCCUAAAGGACUUUGGAGCCGAGGAGUACCUAAAUGGGGACGUGAAAACCUGGGAGACCACAGUGGUGGGACCGCCAGCUAAUGUUCAGCUGAUGUCUCCACCUAAACCCUCCUCAAAGAGGGGCAUCGAGUCCAAGUCUGCCCCCAAACCCCCUGCAGAGUACCUCCGCUUUGAGGAUAUCAGCGCUGCAGCCUUCAAGAUCCAGUUAGGAUUACAGAAGACUCCUUGCACAUACUCCAGACUAUCCAAGCAGUAUGGGAUGGAGAUCUACCUUAAGAAGGAGCACCUCCAUUACACUGGCUCCGUCAAGGAGAGAGGAGUGUUUUAUCUGCUCAGUACACUAAAACAGGAGCAGCAGAAGAGAGGUGUGAUUGUGGCGACAGACUGUAAUUUCUCCAUGGCAGUGGCAUAUCACGCAGUAGAGUUGCAGAUUCCUGUCUUUGUCAUCAUGCCAGCCUACAGUUCUCCACCACGGCUAAGGAUGUACCGUGAUUACGGCGCCAUGGUGAUAUCCUAUGGAAGCACAGCACGUGAUUCACAGAACCAUGCACGCCACCUGGCUAAAGAGAAUGGCUACCUCUGUCUGGAAGAAGAAGACAGUGCCGUCUAUCUGGCAGGACUGGGCACGGUUGGUCUGGAGAUAUAUGAGCAGGUGCCCAAGCUGGAUGCAGUCAUUGUGCCCGCAGGUGGACAAUGUGGUCUUGUGGCUGGCACUGCUGCUGCCAUCAAGCACCUGAACCCUCGUAUCUCUGUCAUAGGUGCAGAGCCUGAAGAGUUUCCACUCUUACUUCAGUCCCUUAAAACAGACUCUCCAAUCAAGGACCUUUACUGCAGCCCUAAUAAGAAACUUUAUGGAGAUCUGGUGGAGCACUCUCUGGGAAGUCAUACUUUCCAGCUGGCUAAGAAGUUGGUGGACAAAGUCGUAUCCGUCAGAGAGGAGGAUGCCCUUGUGGCCAUGCUCAGGUUUCAGGAAUAUGAGCGUUCCACUGUGGAUACAGAGGGAGCUAUGGGACUGGCGGCCAUCUUAGCUGGACAGCUGCCAGAGCUGAAGGGCAAAAGGGUUGUAGUGGUGGUUAGCAGUGCUAACAUGGAACUGGACCUGGUUAGACAAUGUGUGGAGCGAGCACUUGUUCUGGAUGAUCGUGUCAGUCGUUUCAGCGUUCAGCUGGGGGACUGGCCUGGUGAAAUGGCCAAGCUACUGGAUAUACUGGCUCGUGAAGAUGUCAGGCUAUUGGAUGUUUGUCACAGGAGGCAGAGUGACAGAGCUGAACUCUUCAAAGCUCAGGUUGAAUGUGUUGUGGAGACCAGAGAUAAAACUCAGAACUGUCAGCUACGCAGAAUGCUGUCUGACCGCUACCCGGCGCUACGCUGGCUCGACCGGUGA